AGGCGGUCUGAGGGGUAGGUGAUGGCGGCGGCUGGGAAGGAUGUGGGGGUGCCGCCGCGCCGGCUUCGGGCCUGAGGGCGGAUGAGAGCGCGGUCCCGUCGGCGCUGCCGCUGCCCCUGCCCGGAGUUUGUAGGUCCCUUCUCAGAUGGGGUUGUGGACCGCCUUGUUUAGUCUGGAGCAGAGGAGGCGCAGGGGGGACCUUACCGCUCUCUACAACUACGUGACGGGAGGAAGGAGCCAGGAGGUCGCUGGUCUCUUCUCCCAGAGAGUAUUUUGGGUAUUCUACUGAAGCCAAAGUGGGAAAACUGCACGUAAUACAUAAAUAAUACGAAUUGAGAUUGAUCAUGAAGACCUUUUGUGGAAGAGCUAAUCCAACCACUGGUGCAAUGGAGUGGUUAGAAGAGGAUGAGAACUAUGACUACCAUCAGGAAAUUGCACGGUCACGCUAUGCAGAUAUGCUUCAUGAUAAAGACAGAAAUGAGAAAUAUUACCAAGGUAUUCGUGCUGCAGUGAGCAGAGUAAAAGAAAGAGGUGAGAAAGCAAUUGUUCUGGACAUAGGGACUGGCACAGGACUCCUGUCUAUGAUGGCAGCUUCAGCAGGUGCAGAUUUCUGCUACGCAGUUGAGGUUUUCAAGCCCAUGGCUAAUGCUGCUGUGAAGAUAGUGGAGAAAAAUGGUUUUCGUGAUAAGAUCAAGGUAAUCAACAAGCACUCCACUGAAGUCACAGUUGGUCCAGAUGGAGAUAUGCAACAUCGUGCAAACAUCCUGGUAACAGAACUGUUUGAUACAGAGCUGAUAGGAGAAGGGGCUUUACCAACAUAUGAGCAUGCACACAAGUAUCUUGUGCAGGAAGGAUGCGAGGCAGUGCCUCACAGGGCCACAGUGUAUGUCCAAUUAGUGGAAUCCAAAAGAAUGUGGGCCUGGAACAAACUGUUUCCUGUUCAUGUCGAAGCAGAGGAUGGUGAAAAAAUUAUUGUCUCCCCUUCAGAAAUGGAGAACUGUCCAGGUGUUCCUUCUGUUUGUGAUAUCCAACUGAACCAGAUGCCUUCAAGUGACUUCACUGUCCUUAGUGAUGUGGUAACAAUGUUCAGUGUGGAUUUCAGUAAGCCAGUAAGGAGUGCUUCUACCUGCUAUAGAGUGCAGCUGGAGCCUGUAAAAUCUGGCAAGGCACAGAUCGUACUUUCCUGGUGGGAUAUUGACAUGGACCCGUCUGGGAUGAUAAAUUGCACAAUGGCUCCAUACUGGGUAAAACCCACUUCCUCUUUCCAGUGGCGAGAUCACUGGAUGCAGUGUGUAUAUUUUCUUCCAAAUGAGGAUCCAGUUCUCCAGGGUGAGAAGUUGUGCCUGACUGCCAGUCGUGAUGAGUACUCUUUGUGGUAUAAGCUGCAGAAAGCCAGAGGAGAAGAGGAGAACAAAUCAGAUGUUCGUGUUGAGAGUCCUGUUUGUAGAUGCCAGGCUCAUCUUCUUUGGAAUAGACCACGCUUUGGGCAAUUAAAUGAUAAGAGCCGAACACGCCAAUAUAUCAAGUCUCUGAUGAAGGUUCUGAAAGCAGAUAGUGUUUGCCUUUGUAUUAGUGAUGGCAGUCUGCUGCCUGUACUGGCUCACUAUCUUGGAGCAAAGCAGGUAUUUACAUUAGAGAACUCUGCUGUGUCCUAUUCUGUCAUGGAGAAAUUUUUUAAAGCAAAUCAUCUUGAAGAUAAAAUUAAAAUAAUAGAAGCACGUCCUGAGUUGCUGGCAUCUUCUCAUUUGGAAGAUAAAAAGAUUUCUGUUCUUGUGGGAGAGCCGUUUUUUACUACAAGUUUGUUGCCAUGGCAUAACCUGUACUUCUGGUAUGCCAGAACAGCUGUGACCAGUCACCUUACCAGCGAUGUCACUAUUCUACCUCAGUCUGCUUCUUUGCACAUGAUGAUUGUGGAGUUUCAGGACUUGUGGAGAAUCCGGAGCCCAUGUGGCACCUGUGAAGGUUUUGAUGUCCAGAUUAUGGAUGAUAUGAUUAACAAUUCUCUGAAUUUUAGGGAAUCCAAGGAAGCAGAACCUCAUCCUCUGUGGGAAUAUCCUUGCAAGUCACUCUCUGACCCCCAAGAAAUUUUGACAUUUGACUUCAGAAAGACCGUACCACAACACUGUCUCAGCACAGAGGGUUCUGUAAAUCUUUUACGGAAAGGAAAGAGCCAUGGAGCAGUUCUGUGGAUGGAAUAUCAUCUUGCUGCUGAUAUCUCCAUUAGUACAGGACUGGUGCAAAUUUCAAAUGAAAAGGGAAACUGUGAGUGGAAUCCCCACUGCAAGCAAGCUGUCUAUUUCUUCAGUUCUGUUACUGAAUCAGAAACUCUGUCAGACCUUCCUAGUGCUGUCACGUAUGCUAUAAAUUUCGACACAAAGACAGGAGAGAUUGCCAUGGAUUUUAAGCUAUUGUAAAAUAGCUUAAAAUUUGAAUUACUUUCCUUUUAUUCAUGUUCCCAAAUUGUAAUAAACUUGUGUUUUUGUUGUAUGGCAGAGGGAUUUUAUUUGUUGUGCUCAGAGAGCAAACUGAUUGUUCUGAAAUACACUUUAAACCUUUUUGGGUUUGUUUGCAAGAUAGAUAGUUGGGGAAGUAGAAAGGAACUUUUUCGUAAGGACAAGUAUUCCUGACAGGAAUUCCUGUCAAGGUUUACAUACAUAUAUAUAUACAUAUACUUGUUAUCAUAUGCUUCAGUGUGAAACUGGUAUUUUGGGAUUUUGAAUAAUGUUAUGGAGCUACAAAAGAGUUGACUUCCUCGUUGCUGCAUGGUAUAUCAGUGGAUGAAAACACUGAACCUUACACUAACAUUAAAGUGAGUUAAACACAUCUAUUUCUAGGCUUUGCUCUUGUCACUGUAAAAUGGGAAAUAAUCUUCAGAGUGCACAAAAAGAAAUGCCAGGUCAAGCUACAUAUCUGUAUUAGUGCACUUAGUAGGGAGAAGGAAACAGUUUAGCUGCUCGCCAUAACUUGUGUCAGUUAUGGCUAGUAUUAAACUGAAAUGGUCAGUGAAUUAAAGUAUGAUACACUGAUGUUCUGUUGGAGUCUGAGAUGCUGCAUUUCUGAAGAGACAUUUGCCAGACAGUGACUAAAGUCAGGAAAGGUGUAACUAGAAAUUAAAAAAUGUACAUAUUCAGGUUAAUUGGAAGUGACAAAUUGAUGGUAGUCUGACCAGAAACAAAAGAAAAAGUCAUAGUGUAAAAAAGCUUACCAAUCUUUAGGAGGUACAUAGUAUGCGUUAUCCGGUCAAAAAUGUCGACUUUCACUCAUUCCUCCAGAGGUCUAAAUGAUACCUGCCAGUUUAGCUGAGUUGUACUGUUGUUUGGCAGCAGCACAUGUCUGCAGCUGAGGUUUACAUAGUUGUAUUCCAAAUCAUGUUGGGAGAAGUUGUGAUGUGUGACAAUGUGUGUGCGAUUAAUUCUGCUUUAGAUGAACAAUCAAUUGGUGGGUCUGUUUUGUAUGUGUGACCUAUUAAGAGAAAUAGAAAAUCAUUAUAUUGCCUGUCCUAAGUUAUGUCAGCCAGCCAGAGGCAUAGCUGUGCUUACCAAAGCUACUCCUGUUUCCUCUGAGCAGCAACUUCAGCAAAGUGAGAGGGAUGCCAUAAAGAAGCCAUAAGGGAGUGGGAGCUUACUCUGCUUUGCUUUCCUGGUCACCAUGAAACAUAGUGCUGGUGAGUAGGAAUUUUUCCUCUUUGUCUUCCUAAGCGUGUGAUCACAUUUAUAGACCUGGAAGCCAUCUGAAAUACUCCUAAAUUUCUUGGAACUAUUUUCCUGAUGAAGGUCUUCACACUUAAUGGAUGUAAGGAAGCAAUGAAAUACAUGACUAAUGGUUUUCACUAGAACAGGAACCCUGCAGCUCCUAUGGAGAUGUGUGGAUUUCACUUUUCAAAACUGUACUCUUGUUUCUUACAAACUUUGCUGGAAUAUGUAGGCUACUGUUAAUUAAACAAUUGUUUCUAAUUUUGCUACCCUGUGCCUAGUCCACAGAAAGUAUGGUGGCAGAUCUGUUCAUUUUAUUUUGGGAACGUAAGCCGUGCAAUUGUAAAGGGAACGAUAAUAUGGCCAAGUCUUUUUAAAUGGUAGAGGCUUUUUAAAUUUGUUUUAUAAACUAAAAAAAAAAAAAA
Messenger RNA from Strigops habroptila (Kakapo), 4117 nucleotides. It is a transcript of the gene PRMT7, whose product is annotated as protein arginine methyltransferase 7. Gene Ontology annotation, biological process: peptidyl-arginine methylation. Lineage: Eukaryota; Metazoa; Chordata; Aves; Psittaciformes; Psittacidae. The transcript has 18 exons. The coding region runs from base 345 to 2414 and encodes 689 amino acids. The record is from RefSeq and is a predicted model, not a curated record. Gene Ontology annotation, molecular function: protein-arginine N-methyltransferase activity.